Cucurbita maxima (winter squash) is the source of this 2533-nucleotide messenger RNA. Its product is annotated as probable methyltransferase PMT18. Bases 495 to 2372 code for a protein of 625 amino acids. Gene Ontology annotation, molecular function: methyltransferase activity. The transcript is spliced from 7 exons. The record is from RefSeq and is a predicted model, not a curated record. Gene Ontology annotation, cellular component: cytoplasm; endosome; trans-Golgi network. NCBI's taxonomy places the organism in Eukaryota, Viridiplantae, Streptophyta, Magnoliopsida, Cucurbitales, Cucurbitaceae.
AUAUGUAGAAAAAUUCUGUAUGGGCUACAGAGGAAGCUCGUGUCUAUCCUUCCAAAUAGUGCAGUGAUUGUUCAAUCAUAAUUUAGGAAAGAUCCCAUGGGUGGGAAACUUGGAAUAAGAACCUAAAAAGUUGGGGGGGAUAUAAAGAGGUAGGAGGAAGAAGAUGAUGGAAUGAAAUGCAGCAACGUGUGAUAUGUAAAGAUGAAAUGAAAGCAAGGUUGGGAGUAAUUUGAGGCUACUGACUCUCCUGUGAACCCUCAGACUCCAUACGACCAAAUCCCUUUGUCUCUCUUUUCUCUCCUUUCCAACUUAUAAAAAUUUAAUGGAAAGUUGUGAUAUAAUCACAGGGUUCGCCCUCUGUUUCUUAUCGUUUUGGAACGUGAACGAAAGAAGCUCCCUUGCUAACAUGCUCUUCUUCUAGCCCACGCAGGGGAAUCCUGGUUCAGAACCCUUUUCAGGAAUUUGUAAUUUGUAAAGAUCAAAAGUUGAAAAAAAUGGCGAAGGAGUAUAGUGGCUCACCGAAGCAUCACCAUAUCGAGUCGAGAAGGAAGCGGUUGACAUGGAUUCUCGGCGUCAGUGGGCUAUGCAUUUUAUCAUACAUCUUUGGGGCAUGGCAGAACACCACGACACCGAUCAACCAAUCCGAAGCAUAUUCCAAAGUCGGUUGCACGGAUCAAACAUUCCCGUCAUCCCAAUCCUCUUCAUCAACAAAUACGCUCGAUUUCGAGAGCCACCAUGGCGUCGAAAUCAACAAUUCCAUUGAAGCGGUCACCAAGAAGAUCUCCCCCUGCGAUAUGAAGUUCAGCGAAUACACUCCCUGUCAAGAUCCGACUAGGGCAAGGAAAUUCGAUCGGAGAAUGUUGAAAUACAGAGAGCGCCAUUGUCCUCCCAAGGAAGAAUUGCUCCUCUGUAUGAUUCCGGCGCCGCCGAAGUACAAGACGCCGUUCAAAUGGCCACAGAGCCGCGAUUAUGCAUGGUACGAUAACAUUCCUCACAGAGAACUUAGCAUCGAGAAGGCGGUGCAGAAUUGGAUUCAGGUUGAAGGCGAUCGUUUCCGAUUUCCCGGCGGUGGCACGAUGUUCCCCCGCGGUGCCAAUGCUUAUAUAGACGACAUUAACGAACUUAUUCCUCUUACUACAGGGAAGAUUCGAACCGCCAUUGAUACGGGUUGUGGCGUAGCAAGUUGGGGCGCUUACUUGCUGAAGAGGGACAUCUUGGCCAUGUCCUUUGCCCCAAGGGAUACUCAUGAAGCUCAAGUUCAGUUCGCUCUAGAGCGUGGCGUUCCAGCCAUGAUCGGUGUCUUGGCCUCUCAACGACUCCCUUACCCGGCCCGGGCCUUCGACAUGGCUCAUUGCUCUCGUUGUCUCAUCCCGUGGGCCGAUAAUGAUGGGUUGUACUUAAUUGAGCUCGAUCGAGUUUUGAGGCCGGGCGGGUAUUGGAUUCUCUCGGGCCCUCCGAUUCGUUGGAAGAAGUAUUGGAGAGGUUGGGCAAGAACACAAGAGGAUUUGAAACAAGAGCAAGACUCCAUUGAAGAAGUAGCCAGGAGCCUAUGCUGGAAGAAAGUGGUUGAGAAGAAUGAUCUUGCAAUAUGGCAAAAGCCCCUCAACCACAUCCAAUGCAUCAAGAACAAGAAAGUCUACAAAACACCCCACAUUUGCAAGUCAGACGAUCCCGAUUCAGCCUGGUAUCGAAACUUGGAGACCUGCAUAACUCCAUUACCAGAGGUAAGUGGCGACAACGAAGUUGCCGGUGGUGCGGUGGAGAAUUGGCCGAACCGCGCAUUUGUCGUACCACCUCGAAUAAGUAGAGGAACAAUACCAAACGUGAACAAGGAAAAAUUCGAAGAAGAUAACAAACUAUGGAACGAGAAAAUUACAUAUUACGGAAAGAUGAUCCCGUUAGAGCAUGGACGAUACCGAAACAUAAUGGACAUGAAUGCAAAUCUAGGCGGAUUUGCAGCAGCUUUGUUGAAGUUUCCGGUGUGGGUUAUGAACGUCGUCCCAGCCAAUUCAGACCGUGACAGUUUGGGAGUAAUAUACGAACGCGGCCUAAUCGGAACGUACCAUGAUUGGUGCGAGGCCUUCUCGACGUACCCGAGAACGUACGAUCUAAUCCAUGCCGAUGGCAUAUUCAGCAUAUAUCAAGAUAGGUGUGAUAUAACUUACAUUUUACUGGAGAUGGAUAGGAUAUUGAGGCCUGAAGGGACAGUAAUUUUCAGGGAUACAGUGGAAGUGUUGGUGAAAGUUCAAGCCAUUUCAGAUGGGAUGAAGUGGAAGAGCCAAAUUAUGGACCAUGAAACUGGACCAUUCAAUCCUGAGAAGAUUCUUGUCGCAGUAAAAUCUUAUUGGACGGGUGAAACCACCCGACAAUAAGAGAAACAAGCAUAGUAAAUUUUAAAUUACUGGAGCAGUUCGUAUCUUUUUUUUUUUUUACCACUUAGGUGUGUACUUUGUUCUUCCUCUUUGUUUGUAAAUCAUUUGGGACACUAUUGUUCCACCUGAAUUUUUCCAAUCAUAGAUAAUGUUCGGGUUUU